AACAUGAAAAAUAUUGUUUUCCUUGUGAUCAUUGCACUUGUCUCAUCAUCAGCAUCAUCAAAAGUUACAUACAAUGUGACAAGUUUCGGAGCCAAAGGCGACGGCAACACCGACUCGACAAAGGCGUUUCUCAGCGCUUGGUCGGCUGCAUGUAACUCUACCAAGUCGGCUGUCAUUUACGUCCCCACCGGCACCUUUUUACUAGCAACCGCCAUCACGUUUGCCGGUGAAAGAUGUCAGAGCAGUUCCAUCACGAUACGCAUAUAUGGCACGCUUGUCGCUCCUUUUAACUACGCCGCUAUUGCGAACUCGGGUGACUGGAUUAGGUUCCAUAGAGUCAACCAUGUCACCAUCUCGGGUGGUACCCUCGAUGCCCGAGGUGGUUCGCUUUGGUCAUGCAAAACCUCUGGCAAAAGCUGUCCGUCCGGAGCUACGACACUGGGAAUAUACAAUUCAAAGAAUAUUGUUAUAAGUGGCUUGAAGUCUAUAAACAGCCAAAUGUUCCAUAUUCUACUAGAUGCAUGCACCAAUGCAAGGCUACAAGGAGUGAGCAUCUCAGCAUCUGGCGCUAGCCCGAACACGGAUGGCAUACACUUAAUAUCGUCGAAUGGUGUCACCAUCUUGAAUUCCAAAAUCGCUACGGGGGAUGAUUGUAUAUCUAUAGGUCCUGGCAAUAGUAACCUUUGGAUACAGACGGUCGCGUGUGGCCCUGGUCAUGGCAUCAGCAUCGGAAGUCUAGGGUGGGAACUCGACGAGCCAGGUGUACAAAACAUAACAGUAACGAUGGCAACCUUUCGAGGAACUCAAAACGGCGUAAGAAUAAAGACAUGGGCAAGAGCAAGCCACGGGUUCGUAACAGGUGCUCUUUUCCAACAUGUGACCAUGGUCAACGUCAGUAAUCCGAUCAUCAUUGAGCAAAGGUACUGCCCCGACAAAAACAACUGCCCAAAUCAAGUGUCGGGUGUGAAGAUCAAGGACGUGGUGUAUGACGAUAUACAUGGAACAUCGGCCACCAAAGUGGCGGUGAAACUCGAUUGUAGUCAGGGUAACCCAUGCAGCGGGAUAAGACUAAAAGACGUUAACCUUAACUAUGUUCGUGGGAAUCAACCAGCGGUUUCCUCUUGCGCGUAUGCUGCUGGGACCGCGUCUGGCAUAUCUAACCCGACAAGCUGUCUCUAGUUAACUAGUUGUGUUGCUCGGUUUGAAGAUUCGAGUAUUUCAAGACAUCUUCACCAUGAGUUUUGUUCUUUACAUUGGCUGCUAUUUUUUGAUGUAAAAUGUAUUGUAUAAAACCAUCCUUUACUUUCUUUCUAUCUAUCUUUUGCUGCAUUUUUU
This is a messenger RNA of Helianthus annuus (common sunflower), 1335 nucleotides long. Its product is annotated as polygalacturonase. Gene Ontology annotation, biological process: carbohydrate metabolic process. The transcript has 3 exons. NCBI's taxonomy places the organism in Eukaryota, Viridiplantae, Streptophyta, Magnoliopsida, Asterales, Asteraceae. The record is from RefSeq and is a predicted model, not a curated record. Gene Ontology annotation, molecular function: polygalacturonase activity. The coding region runs from base 4 to 1179 and encodes 391 amino acids.